AGAUAGGACGGGGUGGCCAGAUAACGUUUCACGGGCCUGGACAACUCGUGGGAUAUCCGGUCUUGAAUCUUGGCAACUAUAAAAAAAGUGUGCGAGACUACGUCGACAGGCUCGAGGAGGUGAUGAUACAGUCUUGCAAAGCCUACGACGUGGAGAGUGCGAGGACAGAGCACACCGGCGUGUGGGUGGGGGACCGGAAAAUUGCCGCUCUCGGUGUGUCUGUAUCUAGAUGGAUUACACAGCACGGCUUCGCUUUGAACUGUAAUGUCAACAUGGACUGGUACAACCAUAUCGUACCUUGUGGCAUAGACGAUAAAGGCGUGACAUCGUUGUCUCUCGAAACAGGCAAAGAUGUGUCCGUGGAGGAUGUUCUAUCGCCAGUGCGGCAGAGCUUUGGCAAAGUGUUCGAAUGUGACGUGGAUGCGCGCAACUUAAGUGGGGACAGAUGCACAGCGCAGGCAAUCAUCGCAGCCGCAACAUGCUCAUGACGAUCCGUUUACCAAUGCAAUGCUCGCUAGUACGGUGGGAUCGUUCUUACCGCAGCCAAAUAUGUGUUCCGUGGUUUAAUUACCAGUGGGAUACACUUGAAAGGGGCAUAUAGGUAUCUGCAAUGCCCAAAACCCUACACACAAUCCCAUGCAGGCUGUAUGGUCAGGGCCAGUAUCAUGAGUCGGACACCUUACCUAGAAAUUUACAACCCCCACCAAGCCACUCGGGUCGUAGCUUCAGAUGUCUCAAGCAUACAGUUAACGGGUGGUGCGGUGCGUAGUACGUACGUAGGUUGCUCAGUGAGAAUUGAGAUCUUGUACGCUUUGUACAUGAACCGAUACUAGC
This is a messenger RNA of Sphaeroforma arctica JP610, 834 nucleotides long. Its product is annotated as lipoyl(octanoyl) transferase. Lineage: Eukaryota; Ichthyosporea; Ichthyophonida. The record is from RefSeq and is a predicted model, not a curated record. Gene Ontology annotation, cellular component: mitochondrion. Gene Ontology annotation, molecular function: lipoyl(octanoyl) transferase activity. The transcript is spliced from 4 exons. The annotation marks the transcript as partial. Gene Ontology annotation, biological process: protein lipoylation.